AUGGUAAAAAAGUUCAUUUUACAUAUUAUUUUAAUAUUUGCUGUAUUUGAUUGUGUCUAUAGUUGUAUUGGUACACAACCAAGACAAUAUUAUUAUCCAUCAUCACAAGCAGGAUACAAUUCAACACAUUACUAUGAUUAUAAUUCAAGAAGAUGGGUACCAAGAAAUCGUAUGGCUGGAGCAGAAAAUAUUGAAUUAGGAGAAGAAUCAAAUAUGCAAACAUUAGUUGAUAAUAAUCCAUCUAUUUCAUCAUCAUCAGGAGCAUCAGCUUCAAAUGGAGCAGGUUUUAGAGUUGCAGGUACUAAAGGAAUUAAUUCUCCUGAACCAAUUCUUCCAUAUACUAAUAGUAAAACUUUACCUGGUGUUAAUUUCUAUGAAUUUGAUUCCAGUACAUAUAAUGAAGAAGGUGGUGGUCCAAUUAAUCAAGGACAACAUCUUAACUGUGAUUUUGACCAAGGUCAUUGUUGUUGGGCUAAUGUUCCAUCACCAGAUGAUCAGCUGGAUUGGAAAGUUGGUACUGGAAAUAUUACAACAAGUAAUGAUAUGUUAAUGCCAAUGCCUGGAGCAUAUCUUAUAGCUCAUGCAUCUAAAACUGCUCCGUCAGAUGAAGGACAAUUUGCAUCAUGUUCAAUUGCUUGUGCAUCAUCAAAUAUCAAAAUAAGAGUUAGAUAUUGGCAAUCAAAAAAUGUUUUAUUACAAGUUUGUCAACGUGAAUCAUUCCCACAAACAAUUGAAGUUAAUCCAUUAUUGAAUUGUCAAGAACUUCCAUCAAAUAAUUAUAUGGGAUAUAGUGAAGUAGUUUUACCUAAAGCUUCUUUAGUUGAUAUUGUCUUUGUUGCAAGUAAUUUUGUUGGAGAAAAAGAUGAUGUUGCUGUUAUUGAUAAAAUUGAAGUUAUUUAUGAAAAUAAUCAAAAUGAAUGUGAUAAAAAUGGUAAAAAUUCAUAUACUAGGGUUAAUGAAUUUAAACAAAAAGAAAAUUCUAAAAAUAGUAAAAAUAAUAAUGCACAGUCACAAUAUAAAAAAGAUUCAUUAUCUGAAUUAAGUCCAGAAAAUAAUGUAUUAACGGAAGAUAUUGAUAUGUCAAAUGUAGAUAAUACUAAAAAUAAUGUUGAAGGUUUUAUUGUAAAAGAAUCUAAAACAAAAAAUGAGGAAAAAUAUGGUGUUGAUAGUUUGACAAAUUUCUGUCAACGUACAAAAUGUGGUUUUGAAAAAGGUAAUACAUGUUAUUAUUCAGAUGUUUAUACUACACAAUCAAUUAGAGGAUUAACAACAAGAUUUACAACUGUUUCUGGACAAUAUAUGAAUCGUGUCACAGGUGUCAAAGAAUCUGCUAAAGGAGAAUAUUAUACAGCAACAUUUUUAUAUCCAAGAGAAAUGGCUGGUCUUCAAGUAGACAUACCUCAAUUGAGAGAAGAACGUUCUCUUAGAUUCCAAUAUUAUGAAGGUACACAUGGUGUUCAACUUAAGGCUUGUUGUGACACAACAGAUAAUUGCAAUUUUUCUUCCGAUAAGUUUGUCUCUGUUGAUGACCGUAUAUGGAAGGUUGGAAAACUAGAUUGCCCAAUUGGUACUAAAAGAAUUAUUUUCCUUUGCGAAAAUACACGUACUAAUCAAGGAGCAUGUGCAAUUGAUGACAUUGAAGUUGUAGCUAAAGAUAGUGGAGUCUCAUUAUCAUCAUUAGGAUUAUGUUAA
Messenger RNA from Strongyloides ratti, 1692 nucleotides. Its product is annotated as MAM domain and Concanavalin A-like lectin/glucanases superfamily domain-containing protein. Lineage: Eukaryota; Metazoa; Nematoda; Chromadorea; Rhabditida; Strongyloididae. The coding region runs from base 1 to 1692 and encodes 563 amino acids. The record is from RefSeq and is a predicted model, not a curated record. The transcript is spliced from 4 exons.